AUGCGUGUCAUGGCUCCAGGCUUCGUCGGGCGAAUGGCAUAUCAUAGAGAUGGGUGGCCGUGCGGCAAAGGUCUUUUGCAGCUACCAACUGAAGUGGCAACUUCAAGACUCAGAAACCAUCUACGUUGGAAGUGCACUCGUCCCGACAUGAGUCCUUGCAAUCUUAUGUCUUGGUCUAGCUCUCUUCUCUUCCUUCUCCAAUAUGCCUUGCGCCGUCACACAACAGACUUUGAACCAAAGCCAAAAUUCCCGGAUAUCAAAAUAAUCAUGAUUGAUACCCGGGACUUCCCAGAACAGACAUUCCUUCGCGAUCUGGAUGCCUUGGAGUGGCUAUUUCAAGACCCAGACCCUGACCUCGGAAACCUCUACAACAAUAGAAAUGGCCGGUUUUACUUUGGAGAAUACCUCACUCAAGGAUUUCUGGAUAUCAAAGGCAAGUGUGUGGAGAUGACAAUGCAGCAGCUCGCUGAUGGGGGCCGUUUCAUGGUUAUAUGCCCUGCAUUGGUUAAUAAGCCGCAAAAUGAUUGGAGAUUCUGGGCAAAGGCUGUUUGCGACCUUCGGGAAGGUAUCGCAAGUAGCAAAGUUGCCGAUCAAAAGCAAUUUCGUACUGCCAUCUUCCUGGCCCGAGAUUGUGUCGGGGACCAAUUUCUUGUACCCUUUGCACUCAUGUUUUUGGGAUUGCAAAGCCGACAGGCUGAUAAUGCGGCGAUGGCGAAUGCCUUCCUCUCCCUCUUCACCGGGACGUAA
Molecule: messenger RNA, 747 nt
Organism: Fusarium odoratissimum NRRL 54006
Lineage: Eukaryota; Fungi; Ascomycota; Sordariomycetes; Hypocreales; Nectriaceae
Exons: 1
Coding region: 1-747 (248 amino acids)
Source: RefSeq, a predicted model, not a curated record